AAACGUAAUUAAUUUUUUUAUCAGGAAAAAAUUAAAUGAAAAAAAUAGUUAUAUAAAUAUAGUUAAGAAUAAUAUUAUAUAAUAUAUAAUAUUUUUCCAUUUCAAGGGCCUGCAUUUACUCACAUUAACCACUACGUGGCAUCCAUUAUCUGUCUAUAUGCUUAUUGCACCAUGUAGUUACAUACGUCUUAUGUAUAUAUUAUACAUGUCGUGUAAUGUUACUGUUGUAAUAAUGAAACAAAAUAAAAUAACUACAAAAUAUGGAGAUGACAAAAACACAAGUAACAAACACGUGAACCUCAGAAAUGUAGUAAUGUGGCGGAUGGGAUAGAAGCAUCGUAUCAUAUACUUCCUGUAACUGAUGACGUCACGUGGGCGUCCAUCGCAAAGUGCAGACGCUCACACACACACAACAUUCGCCUGCCAAUUGUUGUCUUUUCAGAAUGAAAAUGCUUCAUUUUAAGGACUUCUUCUGGAGCUCCGACUUGACCUGCACGGGUGGUUAUGACGUCAUCAUCCAGUACCUGAAUGACGGCAGGCGGACGUGCAAAGAGGUGGAGGAGUUCAUCAGGGCCAGGGCGUCCAUUGAGGAAAAAUAUGCCAAAGAGCUCCUGGGUUUAUCCAAGAAGGUGUGUGGACACAAUGAGAUGAACACAUUAAAACGAUCUCUGGACAUAUUCAAAUUACAGACUGAACAUGUGAGUCUGUCACACUUACAACUGGCACAAAGCAUGAGGGAGGAGGCCAAGAAACUGGAGGACUUCAGAGAGAAGCAAAAAGACACGAAGAAGAAGGUGGAACAACACAUGGAGGUUCUGCAUAAGCACAAGAGCUCCCAGCUGAAGAGAACAAUGGAGUCAAAGAGGUCGUAUGAGCAGAAGUGCAAAGAUAAAGAAGAAGCGGAACAGAAUGUGAACAGAGGCAGCAGCAGCACAAAGCACAUGGACAAGCUCUGCGCUAAAGCACAGCAGGCCAAAGUGAAUGCAGAAGAAGCAGACAGGAUUUACCGUCAGAAUGUGACCUUGCUGGCCAAGAUCAGAGAUGAUUGGCUGAAGGAGCACAUCCAGGCCUGCGAGGUGUUUGAGAAGCAGGCCGCUGACCGCAUUGGUUUUGUAAGAAACACAAUAUGGACUCACCUGAACUUACUGUCUCAGCAGUGUGUGAGCGCAGACGAGCUGAACGAGGAAGUCAGGAAGUCGCUGGAAAAGUGCGACAUCCAAGAAGACAUGGAACACUUUGUCAAGCUACGGCGCACCGGGGAAAAACCGCCAGCUCCAGUCCUAUAUGAGAACUUCUAUAGUGGUCAGAGGGUUCCUCCACCUCAGCUACCUCCACCUCUCCUCAGGGCAUGCCCAUCACCCCGUCAACCCGACAACAGAAGGGGUAUGUUGGGUUUUUUUUGUACUUUAGCUUUACUUAUGCUCCUAUUAGAUAAAUGGAUGCCUUGUUGCAGCAGAUACAGUCGACUCAGACAUGCAAGAUGCGGGCUACAGUGUUGUCCACUUUUGAGGGGAUGUACUGCACUGUACUGGGAAACACUCCAUAGAGGCAUACUUGGGAGUAGUUUGGCGUGGAAGGAAGAAGACUGCCUUUGGGAUGAACUAGGGCAGUGGAGGUGAUCUUCAGGUGCAACACCAGUGACAUCUGGAAAAUGGAUUCCCACAGACACAUUCCACAGGGGGGAACAACUCCAUUGUUCCUGCCAUUUUAAUUGAAUGGUGUCCCAAAACUUUUGUACAUAUAGUGUAUUUCAAGGAAUAUUUUCCUGUAAAUAAAAAAUGCUUUAUUCCAA
Molecule: messenger RNA, 1792 nt
Organism: Dunckerocampus dactyliophorus (ringed pipefish)
Lineage: Eukaryota; Metazoa; Chordata; Actinopteri; Syngnathiformes; Syngnathidae
Gene: pstpip2
Product: proline-serine-threonine phosphatase interacting protein 2
Exons: 13
Coding region: 444-1619 (391 amino acids)
Biological process (GO): actin filament polymerization
Cellular component (GO): plasma membrane; actin filament; cytoplasm
Molecular function (GO): actin filament binding
Source: RefSeq, a predicted model, not a curated record